GGUAAACUCCCUCCGUGCCACUCACAAUUGUAAUCAGUCUCUGCGGGCGUCCUAGUUCGAGACUUGUGGCCUCAGGGGAUCGGGCGCCUGACGCAAGACACGAACACAUUCGACACUCUGCCGCCGUCUCGUAGAAUGCCCGGAAAUUAUGAUGACGUCUGUGAUUGGGUUUCUCUGAUGCCCUGCGACAAUCAAGUCCAUGACGGGUUUCGGGUGGUUCAGUCUCACGCGAUCUACCUCAGGCGCAUCGGACGAGGUUGAAAUAAUUUCCAUUCGUAUGCAAGGAUUCAUCAAAACUGUCCGCGUCAUGCCACUGGGUAACUGGAAUGGUCGCGUUCACGAUGCUGUGCGCGCUAUCCAAUACGUCACUUUACAUUCUGGUGGUUUCGAAUCCCCGUUCCAGGCACAGGUCAAUGCCCUGUCGGCCGUGGAUGAGUUCAUUUGCGCAUCGUUAGGUGCGGAAGUCCCCGUUCAUCGACCUCGCUCUCCGAACGAGAUAUUUCUCAAUAGGAGGGUGUUCAAACGGGCUGGUAUCGUUUACAACCUUCACACUCCAUACCUGCUCACGCUCCUUCACCAGGUGACCGCAAACUGUGAGCUUAGGUCUGUUCUAUCUCCUGCAGAUGCUCCGGACAGCAAAGCUCGCAAAAUCGCAAACUCAUGGGUCGUUGCUGACAAGCUCAUGCUUGGGCGUCAAGUUCCUGCCACUGAGAAGAUAGUACGGUGUCUCCCGUCGGUUUUCCAUGACGGAGACUUCGUCGAUGUGUCUUUUUCGGUACACGUGUCUUUGCCCAGGCAGCACAAGCAUUGCAACACACGUACCGUCGAUAUUCAUCACAACCUCGAUCAUAUGGUUCUCCUGUACUCAAGCGCAGAGCUAAAGAACAUCGAUUUAUACCCAACGAGAAAUUCAUCAUCAGAGGAAAUGUUACCGAAGAACCAAGAGAGCGGAUAUUCUUUGGACGAAUGUCACGCCGUCCCCGCAAAGGAGGACAUAUACGUCACUUGACGAUUGGCUGACGCGCCUUGCGGACCAAAUUGUACGACUGUCGCGGGAGGCACCCGUCACUUUUCGCGGCACCAGGCAGGAAAUGGAUGAGUGUUUCAAG
Messenger RNA from Laetiporus sulphureus 93-53, 1109 nucleotides. RefSeq lists its product as uncharacterized. Lineage: Eukaryota; Fungi; Basidiomycota; Agaricomycetes; Polyporales; Laetiporaceae. Bases 200 to 1009 code for a protein of 269 amino acids. The record is from RefSeq and is a predicted model, not a curated record. The transcript has 3 exons.